Molecule: messenger RNA, 7287 nt
Organism: Bubalus bubalis (water buffalo)
Lineage: Eukaryota; Metazoa; Chordata; Mammalia; Artiodactyla; Bovidae
Gene: MLLT6
Product: MLLT6, PHD finger containing
Exons: 20
Coding region: 145-3759 (1204 amino acids)
Biological process (GO): regulation of transcription by RNA polymerase II
Cellular component (GO): nucleus
Molecular function (GO): histone binding; nucleosome binding
Source: RefSeq, a predicted model, not a curated record
GGCAAAGAAAAGAAGCGGCGGCGGCGGAGGAGGAGGAGGAGGGAGCGAGGAGGCGCGCGGCCCCCCGCUCCCUCCCUCCCCCCCUGACCCCCGACCCCCGCCGGCCGGGCCCCCACCCCAGCCCCGGAGGGAGCUCAUGGGAGUAUGAAGGAGAUGGUAGGAGGCUGCUGCGUAUGUUCGGACGAGAGGGGCUGGGCCGAGAACCCGCUGGUCUACUGUGAUGGGCACGCGUGCAGCGUGGCUGUCCACCAAGCUUGCUAUGGCAUCGUCCAGGUGCCAACAGGACCCUGGUUCUGCCGGAAAUGUGAAUCUCAGGAGCGAGCAGCCAGGGUGAGGUGUGAGCUGUGCCCACACAAAGAUGGGGCAUUGAAGAGGACCGACAAUGGAGGCUGGGCCCACGUGGUGUGUGCCCUCUACAUCCCUGAGGUGCAGUUUGCUAACGUGCUUACCAUGGAACCCAUCGUGCUGCAGUACGUGCCUCAUGAUCGCUUCAACAAGACAUGUUACAUCUGUGAGGAGCAGGGCCGGGAGAGCAAGGCGGCUUCAGGAGCCUGCAUGACCUGUAACCGCCAUGGAUGUCGACAAGCUUUCCAUGUCACCUGUGCCCAAAUGGCAGGCCUGCUGUGUGAGGAAGAAGUACUGGAGGUUGACAAUGUCAAGUACUGUGGCUAUUGCAAAUACCACUUCAGCAAGAUGAAGACAUCCCGGCACUCCAGCGGGGGCGGGGGCGGCAGCGGAGGAGCAGGCGGAGGAGGGGGUAGCACAGGGGGAGGCAGCAGCGGCUUUAUUGCUGGCCGGAGGAGCAGGUCAGCCUCCCCAUCCGCCCAGCAGGAGAAGCACCCUUCCCACCAUGAGAGGGGCCAGAAGAAGAGCCGAAAGGACAAAGAACGCCUUAAACAGAAGCACAAGAAGCGGCCUGAGUCACCCAGCAUCCUCACCCCACCUGUGGUCCCCACUGCUGACAAGGUCUCCUCCUCGGCUUCCUCCUCCUCCCACCACGAGGCCAGCACUCAAGAGACUUCUGAAGGCAGCAGGGACUCCAAGGGGAAAAAGUCUUCCAGCCAUAGCCUGAGUCACAAGGGGAAGAAGCUGAGCAGUGGAAAAGGUGUGAGCUGCUUCACCUCCGCCUCCUCCUCUUCUUCCUCUUCCUCUUCCUCCUCAUCUGGGGGACCCUUCCAGCCUGCAGUUUCAUCCCUGCAGAGCUCCCCUGACUUCUCCGCAUUCCCCAAGCUGGAGCAGCCAGAAGAAGACAAGUACUCCAAGCCCACUGCACCCCCCCCUUCAGCCCCUCCCUCUCCCUCAGCCCCCGAGCCCCCCAAGGCUGACCUCUUUGAACAGAAGGUGGUCUUCUCUGGCUUCGGGCCCAUCAUGCGCUUCUCCACCACCACUUCCAGCUCAGGCCGGGCCCGGGCCCCAUCCCCUGGGGACUAUAAGUCUCCCCAUGUCUCGGGGUCCGGGGCCUCUGGAGGCACCCACAAGCGGAUGCCCACACUGAGUGCCACCCCUGUGCCCACUGAGGAGACCCCUGAGACAGGCCUGAAGGAGAAGAAGCACAAAGCCAGCAAGAAGAGCCGACACGGGCCAGGCCGUCCCAAGGGCAGCCGCAACAAGGAGGGCCCUGGGGGCCCAGCCCUUCCCUCCCUGCCCGGUGCCCAGCUGGCUGGCUUCACCGCCACUGCUGCCUCACCCUUCUCUGGAGGUUCCCUCGUCAGCUCUGGUCUGGGUGGUCUGGCUUCCCGCACCUUUGGGCCUUCUGGGAGCCUGCCCAGCCUGAGCCUGGAGUCCCCCCUGCUGGGGGCAGGCAUCUACACCAGUAAUAAGGACCCCAUCUCUCACGGUGGUGGAAUGCUGCGGGCUGUCUGCAGCACCCCCCUCUCCUCCAGCCUCCUGGGGCCCCCAGGGACCUCGGCCCUGCCCCGCCUCAGCCGCUCCCCAUUCACCAGCACCCUCCCUUCCUCCUCUGCUUCUAUCUCCACCACUCAGGUGUUUUCUCUGGCUGGCUCUACCUUUAGCCUCCCUUCUACCCACAUCUUUGGAACCCCCAUGGGUGCCGUUAACCCCCUCCUCACCCAAGCCGAGAGCAGCCACACAGAGCCAGACCUGGAGGACUGCAGCUUCCGAUGUCGGGGGACCUCACCCCAGGAGAGUCUGUCUUCCAUGUCCCCCAUCAGCAGCCUCCCGGCACUCUUCGACCAGACGGCGUCCGCACCCUGCGGGGGCGGUCAGUUAGACCCAGCGGCCCCCGGAACGACUAACAUGGAGCAGCUGCUGGAGAAGCAGGGAGACGGCGAGGCCGGCGUCAACAUUGUGGAGAUGCUGAAGGCGCUGCACGCGCUGCAGAAGGAAAACCAGCGGCUUCAGGAGCAGAUCCUGAGCCUUACGGCCAAGAAGGAGCGACUGCAGAUUCUCAACGUGCAACUGUCUGUGCCCUUCGCUGCCCUGCCUGCUGCUCUGCCUGCCACCAACGGCCCUGUCCCUGGGCCCUAUGGCCUGCCUCCCCAAGCCGGCAGCAGCGAUUCCUUGAGCACCAGCAAAAGCCCUCCGGGGAAGAACAGUCUGGGCCUGGACAACUCGCUGUCCACGUCUUCCGAGGACCCACACUCAGGCUGCCCGAGCCGCAGCAGCUCGUCGCUGUCCUUCCACAGCACGCCCCCACCGCUGCCCCUGCUCCAGCAGAGCCCUGCUACUCUGCCCCUGGCCCUGCCUGGGGGCCCUGCCCCGCUCCCGCCUCAGCCACAGAAUGGGCUGGGCCGGGCACCCGGGGCAGCGGGGCUGGGGGCUAUGCCCAUGGCUGAGGGGCUGUUGGGGGGGCUGGCGGGCAGCGGGGCCCUGCCCCUCAAUGGGCUUCUGGGGGGGUUGAAUGGGGCUGCCGCCCCCAACCCUGCAGGCUUGAGCCAGGCUGGCGGGGCCCCCACGCUGCAGCUGCCAGGUUGUCUCAACAGCCUCACCGAGCAGCAGCGACACCUCCUGCAGCAGCAGGAACAGCAGCUGCAGCAGCUCCAGCAGCUCCUGGCCUCCCCACAGCUGACCCCGGAACACCAGACUGUUGUCUACCAGAUGAUCCAGCAGAUCCAGCAGAAGCGGGAGCUGCAGCGGCUGCAGAUGGCCGGGGGCUCCCAGCUGCCCAUGGCCAGCCUGCUGGCUGGAAGCUCCACCCCGCUGUUGUCCGCGGGCACUCCUGGCCUGCUGCCCACAGCAUCUGCCCCACCUCUGCUGCCCGCCGGAGCCCUGGUGGCGCCCUCGCUCGGCAACAACACGAGUCUCAUGGCUGCAGCGGCUGCGGCUGCAGCAGUAGCAGCAGCAGGCGGGCCUCCAGUCCUCACUGCCCAGACUAACCCUUUCCUCAGCCUGUCAGGGGCGGACGGCAGUGCCAGUGGCCCCAAAGGAGGGGAAGCUAUUCUCAACCGGGUGAUCGGACCAGAUACCUCCCCAAUCCCCAGUCUCCCUUCCUCUUUUUCCAGACUGCUGACAAAGGAGCCUCAGCCAACCAGGAAAAAGGCUAAAUCCACCCACGCUCCUUUAGACCCCACAAGCAGAGGGGCAGAUCCUGGUCUGAGGGGUCCCAGCCUGCAGCGGGCACCUUCACCCCUACACUGGAGAGCCCCGGAGUAUGUGCUGAGGCCUGGGGAGUGGGGGGUGCUCCCGGUGCCACGGACUGAGACCCAGAGGGGAGCCCUUUCCAUCUGCCCCCUGCCCCCGCCUCUGCACUGGCCCCUUUGUGAGGGGCUCAGAAGGAGGACAGGCUCCAAGCCCGCCUAGGAGCCCCCACUCUCAGUGAAUGUUUCAGGGUUCCCUAUAGAGCAAAGUGGGCCAUGGCAUAAGUGGGGGGUUGGUUAAACCCCCCACAUAAAAUGGAUCAGCACUUGAGUGGGAGAAGUGGGGACUAGGCCCUGGGCCUGCCCCUGCGUGGAAGUCUUCUAUGGAAGAAAGGGUGACCCUACUUGACCAUUUUUUACCCAACUUGGGCAGAUGGUAAGAGGGCUCCCUUGGACUGUUUCUUGCUGGGCUCCUUCCCCUGCCCCCCACAAGGGUCGCAAGCUGUGCUUGUAAAAGCCCACAGACUAGGGGGCCGAUGAAGGGGCAGGAUGGCAUCGAAUUUGGCCCAGGCCUCCCUACCUCCCGGGGGGUGGGUCCCAGUGAUGGGCUGGGGGAGAGCAGGGGGUGGGCGGCCCAGCCCCUCGGUACCCUGCCCUUGUUUGCACUAUUGGAUUUAGGAGUGCCGAGGGGGGUGUAGAGCUGCCUGACUCAGAGAGCGUGUGUGGGUAUGCCUGUGCACUGUGUGUGUGUGUGUGUGUGUGUGUGUGUGUGUCUGUCUGUCUGUCUGUCUGUCUCCCCCUGGUCCCCAGGCAGCCGAGGGCAGGGACAGGAGCAGUGCUCUGAUGAGGCAGUACCAGAGGGGCACUCCUAGCUCUUGUUUGCACCCUCUCACCUCACCAACUUUGGUCCCUUUCUGGGGCCCAAAUGGUUAACAAAAACCAGAACCAUACUCCAGUAUUGGAGAGUAACUGGGGGCUGGGGGCUUCAAAUCAGGGUGAUAUCCUGCCUUUCCUCCCCCAGACUCCACAUGGUCUCAGUGCCCCCGCAGCGCUCCCCUUCCACCACUGAUAGUUGGUUCUGCUUCCCUGGCACAAGGGGUGCCCCAGGGAUCAGGGGACAAGGCGAGGGGGGUAAAGUACCACUUCUUUUAGUGAAAACUGUCUCCCAGAAUCAGCCAGCCUGCCCCUCCUGCACCCUACCCCUCCCCACACCCACCAGCCAGGGGAGACUUAAGCUUAAAUUGACCUAACAACUGUUCCUUCACCCACCAGCUAUUUCCCCAGGGUGCAGUGGGCAAGUCUCACCUUAGAGUCCGCACCUGCCCAGAGCCUUUGGUGGACAAGGCUGAGGGCUGCUGGGGCAGCCAGGAGAGGGCGUGUGUCUGUGGGUGCACUGGGGUCGGAGCCAGGCGGAGCAUGGCCAGCUUCCUGAUGCCCACGUUUAGUCAGUCUCUUUGCAUGUGUGGAUUCGUGUGUGUGUGUGUUUCUGUUGUUGUUGGUUUUGUUUCAUUUUGGUUUUUUUUUUAAUAAAGAAAAGAUGUGUAUAUUUUUGGCAAUGACAGAAACGUAGUGCAGAUAUAUUUUUGCCUGUGCUGCUCAACUGGUUUUUUUCUGAUACUGAAAAUAAUAUUAAUAUUCCUGUUGCUAAGACUUUGUAAGAUGUUAGGGAGCUGAUAAUGGAGGGGGUGGGUGGGAAUCCUUCGGAGGCAAUUUCUUAGGCACUUGGAAGGGCUUGGGGGGAGGGGGGAGGCAGUUGUGAUGACCUCAGAAAUACUCACUUUUUAUUAAUGCUAAAUAGCAGUUAGAAAGGAAUGAUAGAAGUCAGCAUUUUAUUCAUCUUCAUCUAUGAAGCUCUCUAACUCCCUGCCCCCAAACCACUGAAAAGAAAAAUAACCUUCAGAGAUUCUUAGAAGAGUUGCUCAUUCACACCCACGCUCUUGCCCAAGGCCGACCCACUUAGAACCAAAGUCAGCUUCUGUUCUGUACAGUGAAGGAAGUCGAUUUACCCCAAGGCUGCCAUGGCAGAGAGUGAGAGGUCCUGGAACAAGACCUCCCCUUCCCUCCAGCACCCUAAAGUCUGGGGUUCUCAUCUCCAAGAGUCUGUUUUCUGAUUUUCCCCAGGCUGGGGUGCAGUGGCGGGUAGGCAGUUUAGAUUUGAAGGGCCCCAGGCUGCGUAUGGAUUGGUGCUGUCCCUCAAUUUGGGGCAGGGGGACAUGAGAGAGGUGGUGCGUUUCAUCUUUCGGGGUGGGGGCCGGGCUUUAUUAUAAGAAAGGUCUGGAGGGCUUCUGGACAGAGCAGGGUCCCAGUGCAAAGGGCAUGGCUCUUGAGCCCCCACCAUCUGCUCCCAGCCUCAGUCCCUUUUUCUAGGAUGAAUUUGGAUGGGGAGUAGGAAAGGAUGCAGAUUUAUAGGUGGCUCUGUCUAGGGGAAGGGAAGGAUGUGGUUUGCAGGGCGGAAGUGGAGUUUGAAACUGCAGAGUGGAGCUUAGUACGUCAUCCCCUUCAGUGUGGAGGUGUGAGCGUGGUGUGCGUGCAGAGCCGCUGUCUGGCCUCACAACAAGUGCAUGAAUGUCAGAGCUGGAAGGGACCUGUCUUUAGGAUCCUGCGAGCCAGCUCCUUGCCCCACAGGUGAUAGCUCCAAGCCUGGGGGGUGGGGGGUGGGCAGGGGCUCAGGGGCAGAGCUGCGACCAGUCCUCAGGACCCUGGCCUCCUGGUCCUGGCUCUCCUGCCCCACUGCACGCCUCCAUGUGGCUGUCCGUCUGUCCCUGUGUGUGUGGUGUGCGGUGUGAGUGCAGGGCUGUGCCCAGGGUGGGGGGUAUCUGUGAAGCACUGACUGUCUUAGCUCAGAGCUGAUGGAUCCUCUCCAGAGACAAUGACACUUUAAAGGUUGCCUUUUCUUGUCUAAGUUUUUCCGAUGUGUGUGUGUUUUCCCUUCAGAUUCCUAGGUCUAUUGCUGCCUCCAGGUGCCCUCACCUUGAGGCUGAUGAGAGCACUCCUGUCCUGAGUUCUAGGGAAGUACUCCUAGUAAGGGCCUCGACAGUGAGGGGAGCCAGAGUCUGGGCAAGAGAGAGAGCCAGCUCUGAGAAAGGGUGACCUCCACGCUGCAUUUUCCCAAACUGGAAAUCCAGACACGGGCUGUGCCUGCCAGCAUCUUCCUUGGUGUGUGGUCGGCAGAGUUAAGGGUAGGCAGCUUGCUCCCAGUUCUCCUUUAUCCCAGUUUCCUGGGGAGAGGUGCCUGGAGAGCUUUCGGUCACUUCAGUUGGGAAUCUGUAGGAAAACGGGGCGCAGUACCCUGGCUUCCUCCAGUCACAUCAGUCCAGAUUAAAAGUGUGUCUGGCUUCCAGUCCCUUUGACUUGAUCUACUGAAAAGCUGGUGACUGAGGGGUGCCUUCAUCGCCCUUUGUUCACGUCCUUCAGCCCAACCUGGGACUUAGGUGGCGGGACUGGAGACCCAAACCCUGGCUCCCAGCCUGUCCCCCUCUUUGCACCCCAGCCUUUCUCAAUGUAGCAGACCCUUCCUAGGGGAGCAGGGAGGGGAAGCCACAGUUUGCAAACCCAGGAGCUCCUUUUACAUUCUUUGUAAAGCCUCCUUUAUAUCCUCAACCCAAAUGGCAAUGCCCCUCCCCUGCCACCUCCAAGCCUGGAAUUGUGCAUAACCCGGAUCUUGUAUCUUUGUAUAACGGAUGUUAUUUGUACGAAGGGCAGUUCGUAAACAGCACUUGUUCUUUUAAUAAAAGAAUGUUUUACAAAAAAA